AUAUCAUUCUUGUUGUAACGAUACGCCAGUCAACAUGAAGGUAGCAUUGGUUCUUCUUGCCAUCAGCUUGUCCUGCGCAGCCGUGCCAGCCAAUAGCCCCAAAAAAUCGAUCUUCAAUCGGGGCAGAUGGGACAGACGUACAGAGGAAACUACAACGAUUCGAGUAUACCAACCGAAAUACAAAACAUUGUUUAAUUUCAAACAAUUACCGGCCAGUUCUACUUUUCCACCUAUCCCGACGCAAGUGAUAGAUAGUUAUUCCGCAUCUCCACCAACCAAAACCCCUCGACAUCCAUUACUAGUAGAAGACCUUUCGGUGGAUCUAUCGCUUCCAGCUGCUGCUACAGAACCUUCUGCUUUCUUGUUUUCUGAUUCCAGUUCAUCAUCUUCUCCGGAUUCAACUACACAACCUUCAAAGCCAUCAUCCAUGUUCAGCAUGUCCAAUCUUCUGCGUCCUUCGAAUUCAAUGACCAAUUUUUUCAAAUCACUUUCACGUAACCCCAAAUCUAAUGCUAGUCCGCCUUCAACUGUGAAACCUAAUGCUCUAUCCGACAUGGAACUUCCGUCUUCCAUUAUGAAACCUCCAUCUCUUGUUGCACAACCUUCGACAACUUCCAAACCUUUGACUGGCUCAAGUUCGGUUAGUUUCUCCUCGCCCACCUCUGAAAUAUUUGUUCCAUCGCUGUCCGCAUCUUACUUCAACUCUGCACGUGUUCCAAAAGCGCCAGUUUCUCCAGGAUUUUCAUCCUCAUCUACAGAAACAUCUCGUCCGCAGGGUACAUCUAUCAUAGUGGCUGCUUCUAAUCCUUCGGAUGAUACGUCACUCCCACGUAUCCCGAAAUCAUCGUCAACCGCCGUACACGCUGCUUCUACCGAUGCAUCGAUCACCGGGGACUAUAGUUUCUCAUAUCGCGUCAAUGAUGUCUCUAGUAAUCAAGAUUUCGGCCAUCAAGAAAAUCGAAUUGGAAACAAUACGCAAGGAAGGUAUGACGUCGUCUUGCCUGAUGGCCGCCGUCAGGUUGUUGACUAUCAGGUCUUGAACAAUUCUGGUUACACUGCCGAUGUCUCGUACUUUGGUGAUGUUAUACCUUUCGAGUCUGUCAAACUCACCGAACCACCCAUCAUUGAAAAUACGACGCCUGCACCUUUGUUGAUAACCAACGCGAAAAUAGAAGAAAAUAUGGAAUUUCCUAUCUAGUCUUUCUUUGACAUUGCUCAUGUUUUUGCCAGCAAGCUCUGGUAGAAUACCUUGAUUUUAGUUACCUUUUCAAGUUGAUCUUGGAAUUUAUUCAACCAAAUAAAAGUUUCC
This is a messenger RNA of Daphnia carinata, 1309 nucleotides long. RefSeq names its product mucin-2-like. Lineage: Eukaryota; Metazoa; Arthropoda; Branchiopoda; Diplostraca; Daphniidae. The coding region runs from base 35 to 1198 and encodes 387 amino acids. The transcript is spliced from 3 exons. The record is from RefSeq and is a predicted model, not a curated record. Gene Ontology annotation, cellular component: extracellular matrix.